AUGAACGGAGGGGCUUACGGAGCCGGAAAGGCCAUCUCUGGCCAAGGCUUCGAUGCGAUUGGCUUGCUAAUGCGACCGCACGUCAUGGUUCGCUUGAUAUGCUGGGUCUUCUCGGUGGUUAUCUUUUCCUGCAUCUCGACCGAAGGGUGGACGAGCGACGGCCAGUGUCAGUACGGCGUCAACAGCGACAACAGCAAUAGCGGCAUCAACGGCGACGACUCUGCUUGUACAGCGGGCAAUGCUAUAGGCGUCAUCGGUUUCUUAGUGUCGUCCGCAUUCCUCGUGAUGGACGCUCUAUUCGACACCCUCUCUUCAGUGAAGCUCCGCCGGAGAGCCGUUCUUCUCGAUCUUGGUUUCUCGGGGAUUUGGGCCUUCGUCUGCUUCGUCGCGUCUUGUUAUAUUGCCAACGCCUGGAGGAAGGCUGACAUGCCAUCUGAUGGAUAUGGUUUGAACAAUCUCCGCGCAGCUGUCGUGUUUCAUUUCUUCUCGAUCCCCGCAUGGGGCGCCUGCUGCUACAUGGCAUGCCUACGCUACCGAGAUGGCACUGAUGCGAGUCAAUUCAUGUCAACCUACGAUGCGUCGGAACCAGCAGCUGAGAGCGUCAAUUAUGACGCCUAUACCCAAGGAGAUUACUCUCAAACGCCGUUCUCCCAGCAGCAACAACAGACACAACAGCAACAGCAAACAAAUCCAUUCCAGGCCCCGUCAUAUUAG
Molecule: messenger RNA, 714 nt
Organism: Galendromus occidentalis (western predatory mite)
Lineage: Eukaryota; Metazoa; Arthropoda; Arachnida; Mesostigmata; Phytoseiidae
Gene: Syngr
Product: synaptogyrin
Exons: 4
Coding region: 1-714 (237 amino acids)
Cellular component (GO): neuromuscular junction; synaptic vesicle membrane
Source: RefSeq, a predicted model, not a curated record